Messenger RNA from Parasteatoda tepidariorum (common house spider), 2150 nucleotides. Lineage: Eukaryota; Metazoa; Arthropoda; Arachnida; Araneae; Theridiidae. The record is from RefSeq and is a predicted model, not a curated record.
UUUCAAACGAAACCAAUAAGCAAACCGAAACUUUAGCGAGGACGGGACAGAGCUGUGAUUGGUUAGAGUACAUCACGAGAUACAGUGAAAAUAUCAAAUGUAAACAAACAUUUUAUUAUGAAGAUGCACGCAGGCUCGGGAACGGCUUACAGUCAUUUUCACAUGCAUACAGUUAGAUAAACCAUCACAUCAUGACUACUAACAGUGUUAUAGUGACUACAAAUGGCUAUCAGCAUCAUUAUGAAUUAUUAAAUGGCAAUGAACUUCUGUCGCUGUCUCCAGUUGAAAUUGAGUACCAGUCUGAGAAUUCCUCUUCAUUAUCAUAUACUGAUCUAUCGUGUUCAACAAGUAUGGACAUUCCAAGUCCAUCUACUGCAUCUUUGAGCUCUACAGCUUCUAAUUAUCCUGAAUUAACCAUAGAGGAAGAGUUAAAAGAUCAGCUUCGUUUUCGUUAUAAGAGUGAAAAAGGCUGUCACGGAGGUUUAAAACCAAUUAUCAAAUUACAUAAAUAUGAAAGUUAUCAAAACAUAUGGAUUAAAGUUACCCUUUAUACUUGCGGAAAUAAUCCAACAUUACAUGUUUUGGAACUUGAUGGGAAAGAUUGCAAGGAUGGAGUUGGUUGGAAGCAACUUUCUAAGGAUUUCAUAGCAAAAUUCUCUUCCCUGUCUAUAUGUAUGAGAAAAAAAGAUGAAGUUUCUGAAUUAUUGAAAGGAAGAAUAAAACAGAAAUAUAAGGAACAAAAAAGAAGAAUAAGUGACAAGGAAAUAGAAAAAGAAAUCCAAGAAAAAAUGAAAACAUUCAAUUUAAAUAGUGGUUUGCUUUAUUUUGAAGCAUUUUAUGACAAAGAUGAAAAACAACGUGUAUGUGAAGGAAUCUUUUCACAACCAGUUUACAAUCAAAAAUGUACCCUUGCUGGAGAAUUAAAGAUAACACGAUUGUCUAAUUACUCUGGAACAACAAAAGGAAAUGAAGAUAUGAUAUUGCUGUGUGAAAAAAUCCGUAAAGAUGACAUUGAAAUCAUUUUUUCCUGUAAGAAUAUGAAUUGGGAAGAAAAAGCGCCAUUUAAUCCUGCUGAUGUCCAUCAUCAGGUUGCUAUUCCUUUCAAAACACCAAAAUUUCCACAAAAUGUAGAACAAGAAGUAGAUAUUAGACUAUGUAGAAAAUCUGAUGGAAAAACUGGGGAGCCAAGGACAUUUCUUUAUAGGCAAAGUGAUGAUUAUGAUGAUGAGUUACCUUCGAAGCGUAAAAGGCCAAACCCUCCUGAUGAUGUUCCCAUGACAAUAUCAGAAAUCCAGAGUGAAGCAUGUACAAGUACUGUGUCUGAUUACGACAAUAUACCGAAUUUGAGUGAAUUGGACUUGGAUAGUCUUUUAAAGCUCAUGGAAACUUGUGAUGGCUCUGAAAAUGAGGACUAUAGAUUGCCAUUUGAUCAGGUGACUGCAGAAGGUAUCCUAAACAUGGCAUCUCUAAAUCUUAGUGAAAACUCUCACGUGAAGAAAGAAAAAGCAGAUCAGGAAUGGACAAUUAGUAAUACUAGCUGCUCUGAAGUUGAGCCGGCUCAAAUGCUGAAGAGUGGUCUAAUUGAUCUCCUAAGGAGUAGCAAAACAUUUUUAAGAUUUUUACCAGCUCUAUUGUCUAUGAAAGAUGAAAAUGGAAAUACGUUACUUCAUUUGGUAAUAAUUGAAAAAAGUGAAAACUUACCUUUGGUUGUAAAAAUGGUAGAAGCAGCUGCAGAUGGCACCCUGAAUCAAACUAAUAAAGCAAAAAUGACUCCACUACACAUAGCUGUCAGUAAAGGGCUUUGGAAAGUAGCAAGAAUUCUACUAAUGUCUGGUGCUAACCCUGAUAUUAAAGACAAAAAUGGGAAUACUUGCACUCACUUAGCUGCAAUGUAUAGUUUUCCAUGGUGCUUAGGGGAAAUAUUAUCUCCCUUACUAGGAAUAGAUAAGAAGAAAAGAAAACAUCUUCCAAAUGUAAAUCUCUUAAAUUAUGAAGGUCUCUCACCUUUGCAUCUCGCAGUCCAAAAGGAGUCUCAAAUAUGUGUGCAGCUUCUUAUUAGAGCUAAAGCAGGAAUCCAAAANGAAAAAAUAAAGAGAACCCAAUCAAUUCAGAUCAUUUUAAUCUCUGUUUACCUUGGGGGUCUAUUAUAA